AUGGGAUUGCUUGAAGACGCGCGAAGACUCGCCGACACCUACGGACCAGAGGCGGCGCGACAUGUAGCAUCUGCUGCAGACAAGGCAUGGACACACGGUAGCGCUUUCGGCCAAGAGGUAGCAAAGCGUGCUGGCCCAGUCGCUGCAGAUGCGAAAACUCAUCUUAACAGACUCAGCAACGAAGCUGGCAAGCAUGCUGCUCCUAUCGCCAGCAGUGCCUCGAAGCAUGCUAUGGAACUCGCCCGAGCCGCUUACAACAGCGGCAAACAAGGUCUACAAUCCAUACCGCAACUUCCAGGUGGAUACAUCAACGAGGAAUACGACUGGAACUUCAUCGCACAAUUUGGCGAAGACAUGGCGAAGCAUCUUGGCAGUACAGCAGGCGACUUCUGGGAGAAACUAGGCAGCGGCGACAUCCUCCAUGACAUUGGUCAGGCCGCUAUCCCGAAUAUCGAGUUCACCAAAGAAGAUCUCUCGGGGUUCAGUGAGAGGCUCAAAGAAUGGGUUCUCGCCAAUCCUAAACAGUUCUCCACCUUGUUGGCCUGUGUUGCCUCGGGCCCCAUCGCUCUUGCUGUCACACCAGCCAUGCUGGGCCUUAUCGGAUUCACACCCAUCGGUAUCGCUGCCGGUAGCGCUUUUGCCAUUCUUACCAGUGCUGCAAUGGGAGGGUAUGGGCUUGCGAUUGUCCAGGCGUUUGUCAUGGGCUCGAGUAUGACAGGAACUUGCGGUGUCGCAGCUCUGGCGUUCUUGCAAGCUGUUAAGGAAGACGAACAGUGUAGGAAACUGAAGACGGAGUAA
Messenger RNA from Alternaria arbusti, 798 nucleotides. RefSeq lists its product as uncharacterized. The record is from RefSeq and is a predicted model, not a curated record. Bases 1 to 798 code for a protein of 265 amino acids. The transcript has 2 exons. NCBI's taxonomy places the organism in Eukaryota, Fungi, Ascomycota, Dothideomycetes, Pleosporales, Pleosporaceae.